AUGACGUCAAAAACACCGCACCCAUUUCUGAAAUGUAAUGCAUUUCAAAAGGUCUUCCAUACUUGGGUGACAAGUUUACUUCGAUUGGGACGCAAGCGACCGCUUGAAAUUGAUGAUGUCUUCGAUAUUUUACCUGACGAUCAAAGUCAACCUUGGACUGACAGAAUAGAAAAAGCAUGGCAGGAUGAUCUACUAUUCGGCAAUAAAUCAAACAAAGCAAACUAUCGACCAUCACUAUUAAAAGCGACAGCGAAAGCGUACGGAAGACAAUAUGUUACUAUAGGUGUAUUUCUACUUAUAUACACGAUAUGUCGAUUUAUUCAGCCAUUUAUAUUAGCACGUUUUAUUCGAUACUUCGCUCCAUGUUCAAAUGUGCCAUUUCGCGAUGCAGUUCUAUUAGCAACACUAACAAGUGCUUUUCCUUGGAUUAUGUUUCUCUCUCGACAUAUGGCGUUCAUACGAGCUUUUAUUGCCGGUAUGCGUCUCCGAUGUGCAUAUUCUGGCCUAGUUUUUCGAAAGAUUAUGAAAUUGUCUACACGGUCAUUGGGAAUCCAUUCCAGUGGUAAAAUCGUCAAUCUAUUGACGAAUGAUGUUCAAGCAAUCGAACGCUUAGCACUUGAUGGCCAUUUCAUUUGGCUUGGAUUACUUGAAACAAUCGUUGUGCUUGCUAUUCUUUGGUCGCGAGUCGGUGUUACCAUUUUAUUAGCCAUUAUCUAUACAUGUUUCGUACUACUCCUUCAAAUGAUUUGCGGUAAAUGUAUUCAACUGAUAUGGACGAAACGUGUUCGGCAAACAGAUUUACGUAUAAAACUAAUGAAUGAAGUUGUUAAAUCAAUACAUCUUGUUAAAAUGUAUGUAUGGGAAAGGCCAUUCCGAAUGAAAGUCGAAGACGUGAGAAGACGAGAGACAUUUUAUGUCAUUUGUCAGUCAAUAGCAAAUACAGUUAAGAUUGUUAAUGGUCAAGCAUUUCCUAAUGCGUUUUUUCUGGUGAUUUUCGGUCUUCUUUGGUAUCAAAAAGCAACAUUUGACACGGAGUUUUUUACGAUCGCAUUUGUUUUGAUUUCCUAUCUUCGCAAUACUUAUUUAAACAAUUUUUCGAGCGCUUUCACAAAUCUUACUCAAUAUUGGGUUGCGGCGAAACGUAUCGAAGAUUUCUUACUGAGUGAAGAAUAUGAUCGAUCAGCUGCCAUAACCUAUGACUUAAAUAGUGAAAGCACCGAGAAUGACGGUUGCGCUGUCGAUGUUCGACAAGUUUCAUCAUAUUGGGAGACGAAUGCAUCGUUUCAUUUACAAGAUAUUACCUUUUCUGCUCGCUACGGCGAUUUAAUAAUGGUCAUAGGAUCGAUCGCUUCGGGAAAAAGUUCAUUAUUGAUGACAUUACUUGGUGAAAUGUCAAUUACACAUGGAACAAUUGCUUACCAUGAAAAUUCACACGUUUGUUAUGUACCACAAGAACCGUGGAUAUUCUCCGGUACAAUUAAAGAAAAUAUUCUAUUUGGUCUGGAAUACGAUGCACAAAAAUUCAAUCGCUGUAUUCAUGCGACAGCUUUGCAUAUAGAUUUAGAAAACUUACCAUAUGGUGACUCAACUAUUGUUGGAGACAAUGGAGUUAUUCUGUCAGGUGGACAGAAAGCACGAUUGUCUCUAGCUCGUGCACUCUAUCGUGAUGAGGAUAUCUAUUUAUUAGAUGAUCCGCUAUCAGCGGUUGAUGUCGAAGUUGGUCGCCAUAUUGUACAGAAAUGCAUUCUGGGUAGAUUAAGUUCCAAAGUGUGUAUUUUGGUAACACAUCAAAUCCAGUUUCUAAAAUAUGCAACGAAGAUUAUCUUUCUGGAUAAAGGCGUUCAAAUAGCAACUGGAACCUACACCGAAUUAAUAAAAACAUGUCCAGAAUUUACAUUAUGGACAGAAACAACAACGCAGAAACUUCGUGCUGGCUCAGGUUCUACAAAUGCAUCAUCGAGUCAAUUGAAUCUUACCACCACACCAGAAUAUCUCACUCAAUUUUCGUUGGUAACAGCACUUCCUGGUAAUGAAGAAGAGGAAAAAUUGCUGCCACCGUUAGCUGAGAAACCAGUACAAAAAGAAACAGUCGAAACUAAACGAACAGGUUCCGUUGGUAUAAGCGUUUUCACACGUUAUAUAAAAGCUGGUGGCUGUGGAGUGUUCGGAUUGACUUGCCUUUUUAUAAUCUUUGCAACAACGAGUGCUAUUAUCUUAAUAUCAAAUUGGUGGCUUGGACGCUGGUCCAAUGCAGAACGUAUUCGCUAUAGUUCAACUAAUUCGACUAGUAAUUGUUCAACAACAAAUGUAUCGGCAAUUGCUACAAUGUCAGACAACGAAUGGUUCAACAAACGCGAUCAAUAUUUCUAUAUUUUACUUACAUUGAGUUUAUCAAGUGUAGUGUUACUAUUUAUUCGAACGAUGGCAUACUUUGUGUCAUGUCAUAUUACUUCGCGAUCACUGCAUAAUCAGAUGUUCAAUGCACUUCUUCGUGCGCCCGUUCUUUUCUUUGACUCUAACCCGAUUGGUCGUGUUGUAAAUCGCUUUUCAAAAGAUAUUUCAUCCAUUGAUGAGCAAUUAUCCGAUGUUACAUACAAUUUUGUCGAUGUAUUCUUCAAUAUACUUUCGACGAUUAUAUUUAUUGCAUAUAUGCAACCACUAUCAUUGAUUUCCAUAGCGUGUGUUGGUGUUGUUUUAGAACGAGUUCGCCGAGUUUAUACUCCAGCUGUUAGGGAUAUGAAACGACUCGAAAGUCUUUCUCGAUCACCGAUCUAUUCUCAUUUGUCAGCAUCAAUUCAAGGUGUAUUGAUAAUUCGUGCUUAUAGAGCCCAACAAACGUGUGUUCGAGAUUUUGCGAACUGUCUAGACGAGCACAGUCGAGUAUACAGUGUUAUGCUUGGAAUGAAUCGUUGGUCAGCAAUGCGAAUCGAAUGUGUUGUCGCUGCUUUUAUUGGUUUUCUUGCAUUCUCCAUACUGCUAAUGCAUCGAAAUAUACCCAUAUCGGAUCUGAGCUUGAUCUUGGCCUAUUCAUUUACAUUAGUUGGCUCUGUACAAUGGAUUGUUCGGUUAACAGUUGAUGUGAUGAUGCAAAUGACAAGUGUUGAACGUGUCAUUGAGUAUGUCGACUUAAAACCUGAGGAAGCACCGAACACACAAAGUUCAGUCACUCUUUCGCCUGAAUGGCCAAUCGGUGGUAUUAUCUUUGAUAAUCUUUCGUUUCGUUAUUCAUCAACAUCAUCGUGGGUGUUGAAGAAUAUUAACAUUUCUAUACAGCCCAAUGAAAAAAUUGGUAUUGUGGGUCGUACAGGAGCAGGAAAAAGUUCGAUUAUUCAAUCGUUAUUCCGUAUGGCCGAACUGAGUGGUCGCAUAUUAAUCGAUGGAGUUGACACUCAACUUCUCUCGUUAUACGAUCUUCGGCGACAUAUUUCCAUUAUACCUCAGGAUCCUGUUUUAUUUAAUGAUACACUUCGAAUAAAUCUCGAUCCAUUUGGUGAAUAUUCUGACACGGAAAUCUGGACUGCGCUCGAAGAAGUCCAACUAAAAUUGGAUGUUGUCGGUGGAUUACAGCAACAGAUAACCGAAGGUGGCUCAAAUUUAAGCGUUGGUCAACGACAACUGAUUUGUUUGGCUCGAGCACUUCUACGGAAAAAUAAAAUCCUCGUUAUCGACGAAGCAACAGCAAAUGUCGACCAUAAAACCGAUGAGCUUAUUCAAACAUCUAUUCGACGAAAAUUCGUUAAUUGUACUGUGUUAACAAUCGCACAUAGGCUACGAACAAUUAUUGAUAGUGAUAAGAUUCUCGUUUUAUCACAUGGUCAAGUUGUGGAAUUCGCUAGUCCUUAUGAAUUGUUAAGUGAUGAACAAUCUCAAUUUUCACAAAUAGUUUCUCAAACCGGUGAUCGUGAAACUGCACAUCUAAUACAACAAGCUAAAAAGGCUUCAACAGUAUCUCGUCAUACAUAA
Molecule: messenger RNA, 3963 nt
Organism: Adineta ricciae
Lineage: Eukaryota; Metazoa; Rotifera; Eurotatoria; Adinetida; Adinetidae
Source: the annotation of a GenBank genome assembly